CAAUUACAACACAAGCACCAGAAUUCUAAUAGAGAGAGAGAUAGAGAGACCCCUCCCCUCCCCUGCCCUCCCUCAAGUGUAGUCCCUCUCUAAUUAUUAUUAUUAUUAUUAUUAUCGGACAAGGCCACAAACGUUUUGGCUGCUUUUCAGUUAGGAUAAGACCGGUGACGGAGCGCCGGCGGUUCCAGUGGCGUACCGCAUCCACCCAUACCUAGCUGCUGCUGCUGCUACUACCCCAGCGUCUCCUUCUUCAACAUUAUUGCACUCAAGCUUGGUGCGAAUGGUGGCUUCCGCGCUUUUUUGCAGCAGCAGCAGCAGGAGGAAACACCCACUCGCAUUACCUCUGCUCUUCCUCUCUCUCUGCGCUUCUCUCGCUUUCUCCGCCCGCCUCCCGGCCUCCCGCCGUGACCUUCAUCUACAUAACCACUUGAAAAGGCUAAACAAAUCUCCCGUCAAAAGCAUUCAGAGCCCGGAUGGGGAUAUCAUUGAUUGUGUGCACAUCUCCAAACAGCCUGCUUUUGACCACCCUUUUCUCAAAGACCACAAGAUCCAGACGAGGCCAGACUACCACCCAGAAGGCCUCUAUGAUUUGGAGAAGGAAUCUUUUGUUGGAACAAAACAAGGAACAAAUCCAAUAACUCAGCUAUGGCACACGAAUGGACAUUGUCCUGAGGACACAAUCCCUAUAAGGAGGACAAAGAGAGAGGAUGUAGCAAGGGCAAGUUCUGUGAAGAAAUAUGGGAAGAAGAAGCACAAGAGCUAUCCUAAGCCCAGCGGUACAGAUCCUGGCAUUGUCAGUGAAAGUGGUCAUCAGCAUGCAAUAGGUUAUGUACAGGGGGAGAGAUAUUAUGGAGCAAAGGCGACCAUUAAUGUUUGGGAACCCAAAAUACAGCAGUCUAAUGAGUUCAGCUUAUCCCAGAUCUGGGUUCUUGGUGGUUCUUUUGGACAAGACCUUAACAGCAUUGAGGCUGGUUGGCAGGUCAGCCCAGACUUGUAUGGUGACAAUAACACUCGGCUGUUCACUUACUGGACAAGUGACGCAUACCAAGCCACAGGUUGUUACAACCUUCUCUGCUCGGGAUUCAUUCAGGUCAACAGUCAAAUAGCAAUGGGUGCAAGCAUAUCUCCUGUUUCUGCAUAUCGAAAUUCACAGUAUGAUAUCAAUAUUCUUAUCUGGAAGGAUCCGAGUCAAGGAAAUUGGUGGAUGCAGUUUGGGAGUGACACAGUUCUUGGAUACUGGCCAUCCUUCUUAUUCUCAUACUUGGCUGACAGUGCAAGCAUGAUCGAAUGGGGUGGGGAGGUGGUGAACACGCAGCCUGACGGCUUGCACACCUCUACCCAAAUGGGCAGCGGCCAUUUCCCAGAAGAAGGAUUCGGGAAGGCGGGGUAUUUUCGGAACAUCCAAAUAGUUGACAGUUCAAACAACCUCAAGUCACCCAAAGGCCUUGGCACCUACACUGAGCAGUCAAACUGCUAUGAUGUCCAGACAGGCAAGAAUGAGGACUGGGGCCAUUAUUUCUAUUUUGGAGGCCCUGGUAGGAACUCUAACUGCCCAUGAAAGUUGAAAAAGUCUAGCCCCCCAUAACUUCCAAUCUGUAUCAUUAAAUGUAAUCUAAUUUUUCCUUUUCUUUGAGGAUUUUAGGCAUCAGUUAGUUGUAAUUGUGAACGUAUGUUUAUAUAAUAUAUGUUCUCGUAAAGUGUUUUGAUAUUUUAUCCUUUAACUCUUUGAGUCUUUUGCUCGUUUCAAAGUCUUUGUUCUUUUGUAAGCUUACAAGAAAAUGUCCCAAAUCAUUUCUCAUGCUAGGCAGUAGGCACUUUGCUAGUAAAAAUAGGUAAAAG
Molecule: messenger RNA, 1839 nt
Organism: Cuscuta epithymum
Lineage: Eukaryota; Viridiplantae; Streptophyta; Magnoliopsida; Solanales; Convolvulaceae
Source: the annotation of a GenBank genome assembly